Molecule: messenger RNA, 5148 nt
Organism: Bombina bombina (fire-bellied toad)
Lineage: Eukaryota; Metazoa; Chordata; Amphibia; Anura; Bombinatoridae
Gene: CDC42SE1
Product: CDC42 small effector 1
Exons: 5
Coding region: 369-608 (79 amino acids)
Biological process (GO): regulation of Rho protein signal transduction
Cellular component (GO): plasma membrane
Molecular function (GO): small GTPase binding
Source: RefSeq, a predicted model, not a curated record
UCUCCUUUUCAGAUAUAGAAAAAAUGUUUGAAAGCCGAGCAUUUCCUUAUUCUCACAGUCAAGAACCACACCUCACUGGGAUCUGAACUUCCCAGCAACUUCAGCCCCACAAAUAGGAGAAUAAGCUGCCAGCAAGAUAUAGGGGAAAGGACUCACUGCAAAUUAGAACAUAAAGAAGAAACUGUUCCAAAAGGAAAACGUUUUGCAGACGCCUAUAGCUCACUUGAGACAGUGUCAACAAGUUUUCCCCUCAUGGAGUGAUAAGAAAAAAAAAAAGGACUUUUUAAACUUCCUUCACUUGAACUUUGAAAGAGAAGAUCUUAUUGAGGAGAGACGAAAAGAAGACCAAACUGGAAGGCUCUGAAAAUAUGAGUGAAUUUUGGCACAAGUUGGGUUGUUGUGUUGUAGAGAAACCUCAACCAAAGAAGAAGCGGAGGAGAAUUGAUCGCUCGAUGAUUGGAGAGCCAAUGAAUUUUGUCCAUUUAACACAUAUUGGAUCUGGAGACAUGGCUGCUAACGAUGGACUUCCAAUGGCUGGUGCCGUUCAAGAACAUAUGAGAUCUAAAUGUGGACGUGACAGACAAUGGAGCAAUUCAAGAGUAUUGUAGCUAUUUUGGAUGCAAAGAGUGUGUGAGACAAAUAGAGCCUACAUGAACAGCAAGCGAUAAGCACAGUGGUUUAGUCACUGGAUAAGUUAUUCAACUUCGGAAAUCAUGUGAUUUUUUUUUUUUUCAAGUUUAAAAUGUGCACUAUUCUUAGUACAUUUUGAAUAUGCGAUAGCUUGUUCCAAAGUAAUUAUAUAUAUAUAUAUAUAGAUAUAUAUAUAUGUGUGUGUAUAUGUAUAUAUAUAUAUAUAUAAUGAUGCAGAAAGUCCUGGACUUAUUUAUCUUUGUUCUUCUGUAUUUGCUGUAAUUAGUGAAUUGUUUUGAAACUAAAGCACUUCCUAUGGUUAAAAAUGUCAUGGACUUUGAAAUGAAGCUGGUUUUUAAAAAGCCGCAUUUCCUCCUUCUGUAUAAAACAAUUGAAAACAGACAGAACAUUGGAUAGAAACUUCCUCUUUUUUUUUUUUUUUUUUUUUUUUUUAAAUUUUUACACAUUUAUUAAAAAGGAUUUUAUAUUACACAAUUACAGUUCUAUAUUGUUCAUUUAUACCAAAUUACUGAUAUUUGUUUCUAAUUACAAAUGUUCUGUUUUCUGAGAAUAACAGCAAAAAUGUCGUUUUAAUGGACUUUUGGCUACAAAUUGAUCAGUAAUGCAUGAAAUGAAUAGAUGAUCAAAUUAAACAGAUCAUAAGCCUGUUCUUUUUCUUUCUUAUUCUGCAGCAUCUAAGUCUGCUCUUUUAUUGACUGAUCUAAGUUUUCUUCUUGGACAAAUCAGCCAGUUAGAAGCUAAACAGCCCUCUCUGUUUACUUGCGCCAGUAAACAUUCGUGUUGUAAACAUGAUGUUUUAAUUAAAGCUACACAUACUCACUAGCACUUCUAUUGAAGCUCUUAAUACUGUGAAGUGAGCAUGAAGACAUAAAUAUUUUCCAUCAAGCUAGUUUACUGGCAGGAGUGAGCCCUCGCUGAUGUUGAAAGGGACAUGAAACAGAAUUUAUCUUUCAUGAUUCAGAUAGAACAUACAAUUUUAAUCAACUUUUCAAUUGACUUCUAUUAUAUAAUUAGCUUCAUUCUUUUGGUAUCUUUUGUUAAAGGAGCAGUGGUGCCCUACUGGGAGCUAGCUGAUCAUAUAUGGGAGUCAAUGACCAGAGGCAUCACCAUUUUUUAGAAAAAAAGAUUUAUCUGUUCCAUAGACUUUAAUGGUGAUUUUCUGUUGAAACACAUUAGAUUGACCCCAUUGAGUGCUAAAGACACGUUCACGCUCCUGAGCUUACCUAGGUUUACUCUUAGCAAAGAAUACCAAGAGAACAAAGCAAAUUAAUGAUAAUUUUAGAUUAAAAAGUUGUUUAAAUUGAAUUUUCAUCUUUACUGCCUUGUUAAGUGCCCAGAUACAAGUUAUGCAGAGUAAGUUUAUAGAAUUGUUAUAAAACAUUUGUAAUAAGCUGUUAUCCUACUAUGUGAACAUAUGGGACCACUGCAUCUUUAAAUAUUAAAAAGCAAUUACUUUUAGGAAGCAUUGUUAUUGCUUAGAGUGCUGAAGAAAAUAUCCAAUGUAUGGGUGGGAGAUCCAUAUCCUUGAGUAGUUCUCAGUUUGUGGCGCACGCUCAGGAUUAUGGGUCUGGAACAGAUCAGUUAAAGCUAAAGAUGAAGUUCGGGAGGUAAGAGAAUCAGAAAAGUGGAUAGAAGUGUACAGAGCUUCAGCUAAGUCCUAUGAUACUAUGUAACCUAAAUACACCCUGAAUAGUCAUCUUUACAAAUGAAAACUAUAUGAUUAUACAACAUUUUGCUAAUCAUGUCUUGACUAAUUUACUGGUUGCCCAUCAGGAAUAUUUGGCUGACUCUAUGCUGUGACCACAGGCGGCUUUUCAAACGUUUUUAAACUUAUUCAAAACCAGCAUUAUUUGAAGAAAGGAUAAACCAUGUUACUGGAAAAUGAGCCCUGUACUAAUAAGCACAUUCUGGUCAUAUAGGAAUUCUGAGUGUUUAUUAAUAAAACUCACCAUUGUCACAUGUACUUUUACUAUAGCUGCUAUUUCAGCAAAUGCUCAGUUACCUCUGAGUUAAGAUUUGUAAACUAUGGAAUUACAGAUCACUGCCAUCUAUAAAGGUUUGAUGCUAAAUCUUAUAUACAUUUAUAAAACUUACAAUCCGAAUUUAGCAUCAAAUAGAGGCCCGUGUGCAUCAUUACGUUUGAAAAGCUUAAAGGGAUAGGAAAGUAAAAAUUAAAUUUGCAUGAUUCAAAUAGAGUAUGUCAUUUUAAUACACUUUUGAAUUCACUGCUAUUUUCAAAUAUGCUUUGUUAUCUUGGUAUUAAUGGUUGAAGAAAAUACGCACAUAUCCUACACUAAUGGGAGCUAGCUGCUGAUUGGUGCCUGCACACAUUUGUUUCUUGUGAUUGGCUAACUAGAUAUGUUCAACUAUCUUUUAGUAGUGCAAAUGCUGUUCCUUCAGCAAAGGAUAAGAAGAGAUUAAAGCAUAUUUGAUAAUAGAAGAAAAUUGGAAAGUUGUUUAAAAUUGUAUGUUCUAUCCAAAUCAUGAAAAAAAAAUUGUGGGGUUUCCUGUCCCUUUAAUGUUUUAUCUUCAUCUUUUUAUUCUACUCACCUGCUGAUCAUCAAUAUUUUAUUUUUAAGGAGGUUCACAAUAAAUCUAUAUUCGAGCUUUCUACGCUUAGCAAUUUUAGUUACUUGCUUGAAACCAUUAUUUAAAAAAAAUCAAAAGCACAAAAGAGAAAAAAAGUUUUAAUUUUUUCCAUAAAAUGCUUUAAUGAAGGCAGAUAGGCGGUAAUACAAAACAGACUCUGAAACAGAAUCUAUAAUGUGGUAACUAUUUCCCACAAGUUUGACAGAUUUUAAUAUUUUCUGACAAAAUAAAAAUAUCUUCAGAUAAUUAAUAACUCCUAUACAUAAAUGCCCAUAUAGUAAACAAUUCUAACAGGGUAUAAUAAACUUUUUUUUUUUAGUUUAUAGCAUUUGGGCCAACACAGAUACAGUUUAGUAACUGUUUUAGAUGGUCUAUAACAUUCCUCAAAGCUAAGUGUUAGUUAAUACUGUUUGUGUCUUCAACAUUGUUUUAUAUAGAAUUUAUCAGAUAUACGGUUUCAUUUCAUUGAGUAUUUUUGUGGUUCAAUCAGUUGUUUGUUCUUAAGGAGCCCAUAGUGUUUGCAAAACAUCAUGUAGAAAAAAGUAUGAUACGUUAACGUGAAGGUCAAUUUGGAUGAAUUAGUGCCCGGUUUUUAAUAAUCCUAUUAAAAACAAGUCAAUUUAAUUCAUCCAAAAUUGACAUUUCACUCCUUUUCUUCAAAACCUUACCUUUUAAUCCUGACAGCCGCUGCAGCACUUCCUCCGGCCAUUGCAAGCCUUCUUUGCGGGUCCAAAAUGACGACUCCGUCUUCCUCUAAUCAUGAUCCCCUGGGGGGAAAGCCGUGAUUGGAGGAAGCCGGAUUCGUCAUUUCUGACGUAAGAAGAGGUUUCCGACGGCCGGGGGAAUUGCUGGAGCGGCUUUCAGGAUUUAAAGGUAAGGUUUUUGAAGAAAAGGAGUGAAAUGUAAAUUUUGAUGAAUUUAAAGUGCCCUUGUUUUUAAUAGGUUUAUUAAAACCCGGGCACUAAUUCAUCCAAAUUGACCUUCACUUUAAAACAGGUUGAGGGUUUAUUACUAGAAAUAAAACAUUCUCAAUGGAUAUCUUCAGGAUACCAAUCUUCUGUAUGAGAAUGUAAUAAAUUGAUAAUAUUAUAGAUAAGAGGAGUAUUGCACCUCCUAUUUUCUGUGGCAUGGGCUAUUAAAGAUAUCACUUAUCAUACAUCACUCUGCCAUGUGCCAUACUGAUGGGCAUUUGUGUGCUGAAUCAUUUCAUGUAAUCUAGUUUAUUAAUUCUAAAACCGUAUGAUUUAUUGUUUUAGGAUUUGUAUAUUCAAAACUGUUCAUUGGUACAUAUAGAAAAAGGCAUUUGAAUUUUUUUAUAGUAUAUUGUUUUUGAUAAAAUUCUGUUUCAGUGCAGUGUAAAGUAGCAUUUAUUUCCCAGUCUUGUAGUGCUUAUCGACCAAUGAGCAUUAAUAUACUAGUUUCAGUUGUACACAAAUGUGCAUAUCUUGAUAGUUUCAGGUUAAAUUUAACAAUUUGUUAGUUAAAAAUAUGUAUUUUUAAUGAACGAAAUAUUAAACUGCUGCUUUUUAAUGUGCAUUGUAGCAGAUUGAGUAUGGGUCCUUUAAAUAAAUAGCACUGUUAUUGGGAGGUCAUAGUAAAAGUCCGUCACAUUACGGCCUAAUCGACUCACUCUGAGUUGCAAGCUUUGUACACAUAUGAGCCACAUGCACUUCAUAGACUGGGGUGAUGUGACCACAACACAGCUAAACAGGGACAAUUAGUUAUUUAUUUUACAAUGGUGAUUUAUCAGAAAAUAUACUGCUGUACUGAUUUAAAUGUCCCUUUAACUGUAAGAAAAUAUUCUUGUAAAAUAUGUUACCACCUCCUCAGAUAUUAAAAGGAAUAAGACACGUUGUUAUAUUAAUAUAAACUGUUUAAUUUCAGACAAUAAAACAACUUUGCAAUAUA